GAUCAAUCACAAUACGCAGCGGCAGCGCACGUUCCACUCAUAAAGUCACCAGGUCUUCGAGUUCCUCCACCUGUACAUCUACCACCAGACAUCCACCCUCUCCCGGAUAGCUUCGUCUAUCCAUACACACUAGAACCUCACAUCCUCACAGUCGAGUCUUCUCGGCGCAUGACACUCGCGGCACAUACUGCGAGAAGGGAGGCAUAUCUUCGAGCAAGAGAGGAUGAGCGUGAAUGGCGGAGAAAGGAGGCACUCAGGCGUGUCGCACCGGGUUUUGAUCCUGCGGCGACCCUUGUGCCUGUUCGUGCCGAAACUGGUGAGGUCAAGACGGAUGUGAUGGAUCAGCUUGUGGACCAGCUUGCUAGGAUGGAGAAUGGCAGUUGA
Messenger RNA from Suillus plorans, 384 nucleotides. RefSeq lists its product as uncharacterized. The transcript is spliced from 3 exons. The annotation marks the transcript as partial. The record is from RefSeq and is a predicted model, not a curated record. Lineage: Eukaryota; Fungi; Basidiomycota; Agaricomycetes; Boletales; Suillaceae.